Messenger RNA from Spodoptera littoralis (African cotton leafworm), 2211 nucleotides. NCBI's taxonomy places the organism in Eukaryota, Metazoa, Arthropoda, Insecta, Lepidoptera, Noctuidae. The record is from the annotation of a GenBank genome assembly.
AUGUUCAGUGGCACGGUGCGAGUAAAGGUUUGCGAGGCGACGGGUCUCAGGCCGACCGACUUUCAGAAACGGCAUAACAUGACCUUCGGAAAGCCAGACGACCAGCCGAUAGAUCCGUACGUGUCGAUAGAUGCCGACGAGCACCAUCUAGACCGUUCCAGCACCAAGCCCAAGACAUUCGACCCUGUGUGGAAUGAGACCUUUAUUCACGAAGUCCAUAAUGUUGGCAGUUUGGGGAUAACGGUGUUCCACGAUGCUGCCAUACCUCCAGAUGACUUUGUGGCCAAUUGCACAAUCCCUUUUGAAGACCUUAUGCACAGAGACAAGGAUGCCACAGACUUUUGGGUGGACCUAGAACCUCAGGGGAAGCUGCAUCUGAAGAUAGAUCUGAAAUGGAAUUCUCAAGCGGGCGUGGAGGCGCCGCGCGGGGCGGGCGCGGGCGCGGGCGCGGCCGGACGCGAGUUCAAGGAGGGCGCCGGCUUCGCGCGCCGCCGCGGGGCCAUGCGCCGCCGCGUGCACCAGGUCAACGGACACAAGUUCAUGGCCACCUUCCUGCGGCAGCCCACCUUCUGCAGCCACUGCAGGGAGUUCAUCUGGGGUUUAGGGAAGCAAGGCUAUCAAUGUCAAGUAUGUACGUGCGUGGUCCACAAGCGCUGCCACUCGUCCGUCGUGACCAAGUGCCCGGGUAUGAAGGAAGAGGUAAGACAACAGAGCGCGGUGGGCGUGUCCGGGGGGCAGCGGUUCAACGUGAACGUGCCGCACCGGUUCGUGGUGCACUCCUACAAGCGGUUCACGUUCUGCGACCACUGCGGCUCACUGCUCUACGGACUCAUCAAGCAAGGACUGCAGUGUGAAGUAUGCUCCAUGAACGUGCACAAGCGAUGUCACAAGAACGUGGCGAACAACUGCGGCAUCAACACCAAGAUGAUGGCGGAGAUACUCAACGAGAUGGGCAUCUCCCCGGACAAGAACCCACGACCCCGCCCUUCCAAGUACCUCAACGCGGCGCUGCUGGAGGGCGCGCCCGACCUGGCCGCGGCCGGGGACGCAGACAAGGGGGACAAGGACGACGACAAAGGUGUAGUGGCGCCGGCGUGGGCCCCGCACUGGGCCGACCUCGCCGACAUAUUCACCUGCUACGACGCAGACAUCGCAGGGGAGGAGUGCGCGGGGGGACAGGACAAGGUGUCGCUCGACGACUUCCACUUCAUCAAGGUGCUGGGCAAGGGGUCCUUCGGGAAGGUCAUGCUGGCGGAGAAGAAGGGCACGGAUGAGGUGUACGCCGUGAAGGUGCUGAAGAAGGACGCCAUCAUCCAGGACGACGACGUGGAGUGCACGCUGACGGAGCGGCGCGUGCUGGCGCUGGCGGCGCGCCACCCGUUCCUGACGGCGCUGCACUGCGCCUUCCAGACCCGCGAGCGCCUGUUCUUCGUCAUGGAGUACGUGGACGGCGGCGACCUCAUGUUCCAGAUCCAGCGCGCGCGCAAGUUCGACGAGCCGCGCGCGCGCUUCUACGCCGCGGAGGUCACGCUCGCGCUCACCUUCCUGCACCAGCACGGCGUCAUCUACCGGGACCUCAAGCUCGACAACAUCCUGCUGGACAGCGACGGCCACUGCAAGCUGGCCGACUUCGGCAUGUGCAAGGAGGGCAUACUCGAUGGCGCCACCACGACUACAUUCUGUGGAACGCCCGACUACAUCGCACCAGAGAUCCUGCAAGAGUUGGAGUACGGUCCGUCAGUGGACUGGUGGGCGCUGGGAGUGUUGCUGUACGAGAUGUUGGCGGGUCAGCCUCCCUUCGAGGCCGACAACGAGGACGACCUGUUCGAGUCCAUCCUGCACGACGACGUGCUCUACCCUGUCUGGCUCUCCAAGGAGGCCGUCUCCAUACUCAAAGGGUUCAUGACAAAGAACCCAGUCCGUCGCCUGGGAGUAUGCGGCGGCGCGGCCGGUAUCCGCGCGCACGUGUUCUUCAAGGACAUGGACUGGGACGCCCUCGCGCAGCGCAGGCUGCGGCCUCCCUUCCGACCCAAGCUCAGCAAGCGCGAGGCCGCCAACUUCGACGCGGAGUUCACGAAGGAGGAGCCCGUCCUCACUCCCGUGCCGCACGACGUCGUCAGAGCCAUCAACCAGGAGGAGUUCCGCGGGUUCUCGUUCGUCAACAAGGACUUCAACCCGGCGCCGGCGGCCGACAAACCGGCGCAGGCCUGA